Molecule: messenger RNA, 1343 nt
Organism: Hyalella azteca
Lineage: Eukaryota; Metazoa; Arthropoda; Malacostraca; Amphipoda; Hyalellidae
Exons: 6
Coding region: 15-875 (286 amino acids)
Source: RefSeq, a predicted model, not a curated record
CGAAGGCCAAGAAGAUGGGAGCUUCGUUUUACGUCCUGACCACCCUUGUGGGUGCGCUGUCUUGCUUCUUCGUCGAGGCUGCAGAUAUCCCGGACUUACGGUACCUUAAAGCGUACACCGCACCUAAUUGUGCUGGCGCUUCUUACGAGUUCUUCGACUACACCCCAGAACUGAGCGUGUACGGCAUGGACAACUCCAUCAUCAGCAUUUAUUUUACUGGCAACUGGAUCCUGUACGCUGACAACUUCUACAAUUUCGAAGUUUUAGGAGGGACGUAUGUCCAUCGCAGCGGAAUCAACGUUUGCUACAACCUCGUUUCUCCCCUCGCUGGGAAUGCAUCUUCACUGCGGUACGCCGGCAGUCCGUACGGCAUCGACGACGUGUACUACAACCUGUACGACGGCUGGGCCUACUCGGGGGAUGAGUUCCGGAGCAACACGGACGCAGAGACCGUUGGUUACAUGGACAUGAGGACAACUUCUAUUAUCAUACAUGGACAGUCCCCGUGGACCUUCUACACGGGCCUGCAGUUCACAGGAGCGGCCGUGUGCUUCUACCCGACAUAUUUACACUCGAGCGGUGACAUUCAAAUUCGCCAUUCGUACGUUUACCCGGUAUCCCAGUUGGGCAUCCCGGACAACUCGAUCAGGUCGGUGGCCAAAGGCUGCCUCACCGACAACGUCUUCAGGGGCGCAAAUCCGACCUCGAGUCCAGAAGGUGCUGAGCCCAUGGAGCAUUUCAACCUAGAGGAAAACAACUUGGAGCAUUCCAAACUGGAGGAUGACAACCUGGAGCAUACCAAGCUGGAGGACGACAACCUGGAGCAUACCGACCUGGAGCAUGACAACCUGGAGCACCAUGAGCUGGAGCAAUAGGAUGGGACGGUGGAAGUUUAGCUGAAUGAGGCUAUAUUGAAAAGUGGUACCGGAAGCAGCUUCAGAAUUGCUUAUUAGAUAUAUGUUUAAUUGCAACGUCAUAGUUCAUAUUAUUUCUUCAAAUCGUCAACCUCGCACAAAACUAUUGUACCAUCUUCAAUAUAAUUACCCGUAAAUUAGCAGAGUUAAGCAGAGUUGCAUAUUGCGUGGUAGUUUAGAUCCAUCCAGUUACAACCGAAACCUUGACCCCGAUUGUGGCACAUAAAACGCCUUUUCAAUAUUUCCUGCCACUUAAUAGGUCUUAUUUGUACUGAAUUUAUACUAUGUGGAGUUGUUUUUAUUGUUAAACUUGAUGAUUGAUGAUAGAAAGCCAUGCACAGCAACGCUCCUGAGAACUAGCAGCACCGCGCACUAGAACGUGCAACAUGUACUCGUAUAAUGAAUUUAUAUCACUUGUUUGCUUAAAUC